Sciurus carolinensis (gray squirrel) is the source of this 3060-nucleotide messenger RNA. It is a transcript of the gene Henmt1, whose product is annotated as HEN methyltransferase 1. NCBI's taxonomy places the organism in Eukaryota, Metazoa, Chordata, Mammalia, Rodentia, Sciuridae. The record is from RefSeq and is a predicted model, not a curated record. Gene Ontology annotation, cellular component: cytoplasm; nucleus. The transcript has 10 exons. Gene Ontology annotation, biological process: siRNA processing; RNA methylation; piRNA processing. The coding region runs from base 1570 to 2751 and encodes 393 amino acids. Gene Ontology annotation, molecular function: O-methyltransferase activity; RNA methyltransferase activity.
UCUUCCGAACUUACCCCCAAGCCCAAGGCCUAGAGGCUUCGUACCUUAAAGUAGAUCUCGUCCACCACCUCGUGGUAGGUCUUGAGCUCGUAGAGCUGAACUUUGAAGUAAGGCGACGACAAGAUGUUGGUCAGGAUCAUGGGGUUGAGGUUCAUGGUCUUCUCGUUGCCCCACAGCGGCAGCACAUUGCCCUGCUUGCCCGAGACCGCCGGCUUGGUGGCGCCGGCGCCACCGCCGCACUGCUGCUGCUGCUGGGCCGCGGCUGCGGCUGCCUGGUGCUGCGGCUGCGAGUUGCCUGUCAGCGCGGGGCUGUUGUUAGCCAUGUUGCGACGGAAGGAAGGAGGGAGGGAGAAGGGAGGGGGGAGGGGGCCAAGCUCGAUCUCGCUCUUCGGGACAACGGUCCGGGACCCUACUCCAUGGAAUGCCGUCAGAAGAGGGGGCCGCCUCGCUGUGCCCCAGUCAGGCGAGGGAAGGCAACCCGGACCCCGAAAAUGGACCCCGGGACGAGACAGACGCCGAGACGCGGGCUGCGAGAACUCCAGGAAGAAGGCAAGCCGGCGGCCAGGGAGCGCGAUCUCUUCCGCCAACUGCCCCUGGGAACAAGAUGGCGGGCUCAGCGGAUGUGACGUCAUACGCCCAGCGUUCCAAGAUGUUUUCUGACCAACUUUACCAGCCUAGCAGUCACCUAAAUCCGUCCUGCAAAUAACUGUUCUGGGAUCAGAGCAGCGGCUCAUUUUGCAGUGGAUGCCGGCAGGCUCGCGCUGAGGCCGGCUGCUCCGGUAGCAACUUUCCAUUGGCCAGGACUGUUUUCAGGUCUUUGGGACACACCGAGAGCCUAGCACCGGGAGCGCCACGAACCGAACAGCCGCCCAAGUUGGUCAUUCUGCUCCCGGCCUGCGGACGAGCUCAAUGCAGCGCUCUCUCCAUCCAACAGUCACGGGACCCGGCCGAGGCGGACCGCAGCUGCGCGAGCUCCGGAUGCAGCGGGGCGGAGGUCGUAGGUGCCCCGCAGGGUUCGGAUGAGGUCCUUGAAAAUAGCUUCGGGGCAUGCGCCACUGCGGCCGUUAAAAGACCCAAAACCGACGCCUGGGAAUCGGGAGCAUGGUGGGAUGGGGCAGGCGCACUGUGGAGCUUCGGACGCCGGGACGGAUCCCAAGAACCAGUACAGACACCGAGAGUACACAACUCCGACGAGCACCACCGGAGAACCGGAGGCGCAGGUGUGAGGUGCUCAGGUGUGGCCGCAGGCGGGUAACGUCACGUAGCGAGGCUGCGCGUGCGCGGCGUCGGGGGCGGGGCCUGGAGUUAAGUACGACUGCGGCUCUGCUUAUCCGCUCAGUCCUCUGCGCUUUGCUUUCCAGCUUGAUGUGCUUCCUACUCGAAGGGUUUUGGCUGGGCGGUGGCGCAUACCUGUAAUCUCAGUUACUUACCUGAGACGGGAGAAUCGCAAGUUCCAGGCUGGACUCCGCAAUUUAGCAAGACCCGUCUCAAAAGCUGAGUUGCUGCUGAUCCUCAGAUACAGAACUUAAAUGAUAUAUCUGUUUUUUCUCCACAAAACCUGGAAACAAGAUGGAAGAAAUGAAUGGACAGUGCAAUAGUGUGGUUGAUGGUAAUUUUGAAGAAGUUUGCCCUGAGAAAGUAAUUAAGUUUAAACCUCCAUUAUACAAACAACGAUAUCAGUUUGUUAGAGAUUUUGUGGAUCAACAUAAACCCAAGAAGGUUGCAGACCUGGGAUGUGGUGAUACAGAGCUCCUAAGGCUGCUAAAAAUCUACCCAUGUAUUCAACGGCUUGUUGGAGUAGAUAUUGAUAAGGAAAAAUUACAGUCGAAUGGACAUCAGCUGUCUCCCUAUUUGGGGGAGUUUGUAAAGCCUCGAGAUCUGGAUUUGACCGUUAUCUUAUAUCAUGGCUCUGUUGUGGAGAGAGAUUCUCGUUUGCUUGGAUUUGACUUGAUAACAUGCAUUGAACUAAUAGAACAUUUGGAUUCAGAUGAUCUGGCCAGAUUUCCCGAAGUGGUAUUUGGGUACCUAUCUCCAGCCAUGAUUGUCAUCAGCACACCAAACUCUGAAUUCAACCCCCUGUUUCCCACAGUGACCCUAAGAGAUGCAGAUCAUAAAUUUGAGUGGAAUAGAAUGGAGUUUCAGUCCUGGGCUUUACAAGUGGCAAAUCGUUAUCAUUACUCUGUGGAGUUUACUGGGGUAGGGGAACCACCUGCUGGAGCUGAGCAUGUUGGAUAUUGUACCCAGAUAGGUGUCUUCCAGAAAAAUAGUGGGAAGGCAACAGAAUUGUGCUUUUCAGAGCAGCAUGAUCAACACGUUUAUGAAACUGUUUAUAAGACCUCCUACCCAAGUUUGCAACAGGAGAAGAUGCUCAAAUUUGUAUUGGUUGGGGAAGUGUUGAUACUAGUGGAACGACUGAGAUUGAGACAGCAGCGAGUGCUGCGAGAACAGAAGGACUCAGGCACUAACCCAGGCAGCACUGACUCUUUGGGGGCCCCUCAGAUAGUGUUGGGAGCAGUCUUCACAGAGGCUGAAGAAGCCAGGAUAGAGAAUUCUCCAAAACCCUUCUGUGAAGGAGAUAAGUUUUUUGUACCCCUGCAAAGACUCCUUGCUUAUCCCAAAGUGCACCGCUUACGUGUGGACGAAGAGAGGAUGAGAUCACUCAUUGCUGGCUCGGUGCAGCUGAGCAUCGACGGUUCUGCAGUCGUGGACGACCUGUAUAAAUCUUGGGAUUAUCGGUUUGAAGAUUAUUGAUCCAUCUACAUUUCCUGAAGUUCAAGGACUCCGUGAUAGUUGGGCUGACUUAGAAUUUAAACUUUGCGUUGUCAUGAUUCAAGUAACUUUUAAAAAGUUUUAACACGAGACAUUCCUAAACUGGUGGAUAGAUGCCUGACAUGUAGGCCAGACUGCUCUCUACCUGAGAAAGGUUUUAGGGUUUAACUAAAAGCAGUGUGCUUUCCUUUUUAAGUUGGAAUUUUUCUUUGUGUUCUCAAGAAUGAAGAAAUUGGAUAUGGUAAUGUACUAAUUUUGAACUUACCCAUAUUUUGGUGUUAGAGCCAUGUG